GGCUAAGCUACCGUUCGACAGUGUCCGCACGCGAUCUCGGCGUGGAUCCAAUGGCGGGCUCUCCGGCGACCAAGCUCGGCGGCGGCGGCGUCGGCGGCGGACGGGGCGGCCGCUCGUCCUCCGGAUUCGGCUCCGUCGACGAGGACGUCCUCGAGAGCAUCCUCCGGCGGCUGCCGGCGACGACCUUCGCGUCGGCGGCGUGCGUCAGCAGGUCGUGGCACCGGGUCUGCGGGCGUAUCCUCUCGCGGCCCAAGCUCGCUACUGCUCUCUCCCUCGACCCUUGCGCUCAAAGUGCUUUGCAAGAGGUUGUUGAUAAGGUUUUGGCUGAGCCAAUUUGCCCACAUUUUGCCAUUGUCAAUGUCGGAAAUAACGUUGAUACGACGGAGGCUCUUCAAUACAUUGGUAGUAAAUUGGGAGCUGGAACACCUAUAGUAAUAUCCGCUGACAGUGGAAUUAUUGGAGUAGAUGUUCUUACCAAUCAAGUCAAAGAGGUUGAAGGAGGUAUUGAUAUUGGUUCCUACAACAAUGAAGAUUCCGACAAUGCUGAACAGGGUAUUGUCCUGACCGUGGGUUUUGUACCAGGAUUGAAAGUUGAUGUUGUCCCGCUGCUGCAUCUAGCGGAAGUAAAUGAUGACCGGUUAUUGGUUGACAAGUUCGUAACGGAUAUAAUGGAAUACUCAGUUGCUGUGUCGGGGUGCUCAACACCAGUUGGAGUUAUUAUGUUUGGAGAUGGAACUGCUGAGAUCAAAUCUGCCGCUGAGAAACUAGUUGGCAUUGGCUCUUGUGGCCUCAUGAACCAGCACGUCAUUGCAGAUUAUGCAAUGCCUUUGGAAACUGCGAUAGUGGGUGACGAGAAAGGCAAUUUUGAGUACAGAAGUGUGGACAAAUCCAGAUACAUCUCUGCAAUUGUGCUCCAAAACUAUACCACUAGUGCCGUUGCACUUGUUUUUGCCAAAGAUAGACACAAACGCCCUGGGUUAGGUGAUAUUAAGUUUCAUGUGGCAUUAUCGGAUGGAUUGUCAACUAUAGGUCCAAGGCACAGGGCAGCUUCUGUCCAAGUUGAUGAUUGCUGUACUUUGCUCACUGCUAGAAGAGAAGGUCAGGAGGAAAUUCUUGAUGGCGAAGGAAUUCUGAAUGACAUCAGAGAUGAGCUAGAAAAUCGUGUUGAGUACCCUGACGUGUACAUUGGAGUAACUAAAAGAAGGAUAUAUGAAGUUGGGGCAGAGAAGGCAAAGUUGAUGUCAUUCUUGUCAUUUCAUGGUGUGAUGGGGGGUGUUGAAUACCUUCGUGUUGAGGGGUCUGGCAUUGAAAGUGGAGAUAGUUUCCAGUUUUACUAUUCUGAUCCUGCAGCUGCCCUUGACUCGUGCCAAAAAGUCUCAGCACGCCUGAGAAGUCUGAAUCUGGGGAGUGAUUCCGAUUGCUCUGAUAAAAUGGGGAGCAUCGUUGCCAGUGCUGGUAAACCCCGGGUUUUCGGAGGUUUCAUUUUCUCUUCUUUUGGCCGUGGAGAAUCGUUUUUCAAUGAUUUCAAUGUCGAUAGCUCGCCGUUCGUGGAGAACUUUCCUGGAGUUCCUGUGGCAGGAAUAUUUUGUGGUGGGGAAAUCGGCCGUUGCUCACCAAGCUUGAACGUGCAAGACAGCGAAGAAGAAACCUCCGUGCAUCGGGUUUGCCAUGUUUAUAGCACCGUUUAUCUAGUAAUGUCAUACACUCCGGCUCCUCCAGGCACCGCCGUCACAUCUUGAUCCGAUGAUUUUCUUCCUGCGGAUCGGAUGUUUGUGCAUUUCGACUUGACCGGUCAUGUUGAUUACGAAAAAGAAAACUUAGGUAGUUGUUUAUUUGGUGGAUGCCUUGAUGUCACCAGGAUCUAGAAAUGAUAAUAGACUAUAUGCAUGUCCAUUCAUUA
This is a messenger RNA of Syzygium oleosum, 1900 nucleotides long. RefSeq names its product F-box/LRR-repeat protein At5g63520-like. The transcript has 10 exons. Bases 51 to 1739 code for a protein of 562 amino acids. Gene Ontology annotation, biological process: protein polyubiquitination; positive regulation of proteasomal ubiquitin-dependent protein catabolic process. The record is from RefSeq and is a predicted model, not a curated record. NCBI's taxonomy places the organism in Eukaryota, Viridiplantae, Streptophyta, Magnoliopsida, Myrtales, Myrtaceae. Gene Ontology annotation, molecular function: protein binding.